AUGGUUUGGAAGUUUGAUAGCAAAGGGGUAUUUUCUACCAAGUCUGUUGUGCAGGUCAUACACUCGGAGACUCUGUCGGAUGAGAUAACGAGCUACAGUUUCACAAGUUCGGUUUGGAGAGGAGUGGUACCACCGAGAAUUGAGCUUUUUGGGUGGUUUGUGCUUAUUGGUAGAGUGAAUACUAAGGAGAGAUUGAGUAGACUAGGUGUUAUUAGACUCAAUGAUAAUCUAUGUGUCCUAUGUCAGAAGGAGAUAGAGUCGGUGGAACAUUUAUUCCUACACUGUGAGCUAACGUGGCAGGUGUGGUGCAGUUGGUUGAGGUCUCUUGGGGAGGUGUGGCCUAUUCCUGGAACCAUUAGGGAACUAUUUGAGCGGUGUACUGGUAUGCAUAAGCGGAAACAAGAUCAGAAGAAAUGGCUGCCAGGCUUUUUUGCAGUUAUUUGGAACAUUUGGGUGGAACACAAUGCUAGGAUUUUUCAGAAUCAGGAAACAGGUGUGGAGUUCAUAAUAAGGAAGACGACGCUGAGUUACAACGAAUGGACCGCGAGUGAUCCGUUUGGUGGUUGA
Molecule: messenger RNA, 567 nt
Organism: Arachis duranensis
Lineage: Eukaryota; Viridiplantae; Streptophyta; Magnoliopsida; Fabales; Fabaceae
Exons: 1
Coding region: 1-567 (188 amino acids)
Source: RefSeq, a predicted model, not a curated record